UUGGUGACGUCACCGCGAGUGCGAGAAGUCGAAGUCGAAGUGAAGAGCAGAAAGCAGUGUUAAUGUUAGUUCUGGCCCGUUUGGACCCAAACUAAAGUGUAUCAGUAUGAAGCAGGCGGUGACGGCGCAGUGGUUCACUCUCGGAGCUCGGUUCACUAAUGACCGAAUCACCGAGGAACCGACUAAAGAUAACUCGUACCCGCACGGAGAAGAAGAACAAGACGAGAAGUCUGACUGAUAAGAUGCGCACGACUUUAACAUCAUGAAGGACCUUUCCACUCACACCAGACUGACCCCAGAACAGUGGGUGAACCGCCUCAACAGAUUCAUCAACAACAUGAGCAGGAAUGCCACUGUUCAGACUACACUCAGCACAUGGGGUCUAAGCUUUGAGAACAAGCUGCUGAAUCUGACUGGAAGAGUUCUUCCUGCUGAGAGGAUCCUACAGGGAGCGAGAGCAUACGAGAACAACCCAUGUGACGCGGAUUGGUCUAAAGAGAUGCGAGGUCUUCCUCUGAUGACCAGCAUGCCUCUGGAGAUCUGGGUGCUGUCCCAUACGCGCCGUAACGCUGACGUCACUCACUCACUGCUGCAGACCCUCAACAAAGUGCCCGUGGGCAUCCACCUUCAGAGGCCGGGAAUGAUGGAGUACGAUGAUCGACAGGAGGCUCUGCAGCACAGAGCGGUGCAACAGGUUCAGAUGAGGGCCGGCGCACACAAGAAGGAAAUCGCUCCUUCUCCAACUGCCGCACCGGCACGACGUGGGCAGCUUCCUGCCGAACAUUCCGCCAGCCGGAAGGACCGCCGCGGCAGGGCGGGACUGACGCGACUCCGGCCAGCGAUUGGCGGAUCCAACGGGGAAGCCCCACCACUCAGGCGACAGCGGAGGAGGAUAAAAGGGCGCGCUUCCAGCCGGGAAGGGGAGGAGAAUAUCGUAGCGUCAAGACGGACUCCGAGGUACAAGCGCGGACGAGACUGCCGGAUAGUGAGAGUCACACAUACGGAGGACGCCGGCCCGGGAAAACCCCCGCCCCGCCUCGGGAAUCCCGCCUCCGCCAUGAGUAGACGCCGCCGGCCGUCACGACUCCACCAAACCCCGCACUCAUCCACUUAUAACCCAUUCGCCUCACCCUAGCCACAAUAAACCGCCGUUUGCGAACAUCCUUCUGUCUCCUGUGGGUCUGUACGCCGCCCUUCCCCGGGCU
Ictalurus punctatus (channel catfish) is the source of this 1205-nucleotide messenger RNA. RefSeq lists its product as uncharacterized. The record is from RefSeq and is a predicted model, not a curated record. Gene Ontology annotation, molecular function: piRNA binding. The transcript is spliced from 7 exons. NCBI's taxonomy places the organism in Eukaryota, Metazoa, Chordata, Actinopteri, Siluriformes, Ictaluridae. The coding region runs from base 263 to 1135 and encodes 290 amino acids. Gene Ontology annotation, cellular component: P granule. Gene Ontology annotation, biological process: regulatory ncRNA-mediated gene silencing.